AUGGAAUGUGUAAUUGCUGUUCACGCAGGUGCGGGAUAUCAAAAAGCAACUAAAGAAGCGAAUUAUAAAAAAAUAUGCAUGAAAGCUUGUAAAAAAGGAUUGGAAGUACUAAAAAAUAAUGGAUCGGCCCUAGAUGCAGUUGCAGUAGCCACUAUGGUUUUAGAAGAUUCUCCACUAACUAAUGCUGGUUAUGGAUCUAAUUUAACGUGGAAUGGUGCUGUGGAAUGUGAUGCAAGUAUUAUAGAUGGAUCAAAUAUGCAUUAUGGAGGUGUUGGUGCUGUUUCUGGUAUCAAAAAUCCAAUCGCUCUUGCCAAACUCAUUUGUGAAAAUCAAAAUUUAAAAAUGUCAUUUGGAAGAAUUCCUCCAUGUUUACUUGUUGGUCUCGGAGCUCAUGAAUAUGCAAUAGCAAAUAAUAUUGUAACUGUUGACCCAUUUAAUUUAAUAUCAGAAAAAUCAAAAAAAGACUUUGUUCGCAAUAAAUAUAAAGUUAUCAAUCAAAAGUACAGUAAUUGUCAAGCUGGAAACUCUAGAUUAGAUACUGUAGGUUGUGUUGGUAUGGAUAAGUUGGGAAAUGUUGCUGCAUCAUCUUCUAGUGGUGGAAUUUUAUUGAAACAAGAUGGCCGCGUUGGACAAGCUGCUUUAUUGGGAUCAGGAUGUUGGGCCCAAAAUAUGUCUGAUGACGUUGCAAUGGCAGUAACAACAUCUGGUUGUGGUGAACAUCUGAUUAAGACAAACCUAGCUAGAGAAAUGUCUAGACAACUUCUUAAUUCUUCUUGCCCUACAAUUGCAAUUACUAAAUGUUUUAAUGAAGAUUUUAUACAUUCACCAAUAUUAAAAAACUGUAAUGAAAAACUUGCAGGUGCUCUGGUAUUAUAUAAAAACAAAGAUUGUUGUGAAAUUUUGAGUGCGCACACUACAAAAUCAAUGUGUAUUGCGUAUGCUACCGAAAAUGACAAAAAAAGUUUUGUGAGUCGUUUAAUGACAAAUACUUUGCCAGGAACUAGUGUAAUGGUACAAGGUUAUCCUAUAUAA
This is a messenger RNA of Macrosiphum euphorbiae (potato aphid), 1032 nucleotides long. NCBI's taxonomy places the organism in Eukaryota, Metazoa, Arthropoda, Insecta, Hemiptera, Aphididae. The record is from the annotation of a GenBank genome assembly.